ACUUCGAGGGCGCGCGCACCCAGAAAGCGCACGACAGAGAGCCUUUCAUCAGCAACUCCAACUUCGAGGAUGGAUCACAUCUCCGCUCAUGCAAUGAACAUUCCUAUAGCUAUGGAGGGAAAUGCGUUGUUUUGAAGAAACGUCGACGAACUUAACUUGACUCUUCUUUUUUUAACAGAACUCCCUGUAAUCAGUUGAACAUGUUCAAAGCAGUAUUUGGGAGGAAUAGGAAAGAAGAGAAGAGGAGCAGGAGGGAUCCAGCCGUAGUCACUGAUUACCACAGCCACAGUAUCCAACGAAGGGGUGCUGGUGCUUGGGUGACCCACUACCAGGAGCCUAGCCGUGCCCACCACCCCCACCCCUCAAGGGGCAGGCCGAGGGGGAAGCUGGCUAAGGGGGAGUCCAUCUCCCUGCCUUCCUCGCCCCUGGUCCAUCGCCAGUCCUACAUAAUGCCCUCACAUAUGGGCAUCAAGUCCCCAGGUCCGUACAGGAAGCUGGAGUAUGUGGAGAGUCCGUCUUUUCCUGGAGACGCGUUCGUCUUCGCUCUGAACAAUAGCAAGACUUCCCAAAGAGAGCUGCACGCGGAGCUCCAGCCCAGCUCCUCCACCUUCUCAACCCAGGAACUGAUGACCAGGCUGGGCUUCUUACUGGGAGAAGGGACCCCAGCCUCGCCUAGCACCCCCAUGGAGGACCGGAGGGAAAAGAAGUGUAAUAUCUCUGGCCAGGUGGUGAGCCCAUGCUCCACAUUGACCUGCAGCACUACGUCUCCAUGCUCCGACAGCCCCUGCUCCACCCUGGGUAGUAGCAGUACCGGGGGGCCACCCUCCUGUCUCCCCAAUCCCAGCCCCAGCCCAGGUGGGACCCUCCUCAGCCCCAGUCCCUGCCGGAGCCCCAGCUCCACACUUGAGAGCCAGGAUAGCGGAAUCAUAGCUACCAUCACCAGCUCUCCUGAGAAUGAAGAUCGCGGUGGUUCCACUCUGGAUCUGAGCAAAGAUGGCAGCUGGAGGGGCGCUGGGCGUGGCGGGCCCCGAGGCGACUCCUGCCCUCCUGUCGCCAAGGACGACCUGCCAGGACCCAGCGAGGCCCUGCCCAGGCCUGAAAUCACCAUCCUAGAGGAACCCAGAACUCCGCCCCCAGCCAAGAGGCCCCUCCCACAGCGCCACACGCACAGCACUUCUUCCCUGGUGAUGCAACGCCCUAACUCUGUGGCAGCCACUAGUUCCACUAAGCUGGAGGAUCUGAGCUACCUGGAUGAUCAACGGAGUGCUCCCCAGCGAAGCUCCAUCAAACAGCCCUGGAACAGCACAGGGGGAAGGGACGCCAAAGCGCGCUUCGCUCCCUUCAAAUCAGGCGACAUCGUGCUGAAGCCGUUGUUGUUUGAGGUUCCCACCGUCGCCAUGGAUGCACCGUUCCAAGGCCGUGAUUGGCUGUUCCAUCGGCUAGAGGAGGUCCUAAGGAAGAGUGACACCUGCGAGGGCCGUGGGGCCGUUAUCGUGGGCGAUGUGGGCUUUGGCAAGACGGCCGUCGUCUCGCGGCUGGUGGCUCUCAGCUGUCAUGGAGGUCACAUGCAACAGGUCCCCACCCAGAGCCCCUGCACCUCCCCCAAAAGUGGGGAUAGGGGGACAGACGGAGGCUCCAAACAGCCGCCCCAGCCCAGCACCCCCACCAUAGACCCCCAGCCCAGCGAAACAACCUGCCCCGGGACACCAGAGGCACACCGAGACGAUGCUGUCAAACGCCUGGCCAGCAAGGUGGUGUCCUAUCACUUCUGCCAGGCUGACAACACCUACACCUGCCUGGUCCCAGAGUUUGUGCACAGUGUCGCCGCCCUGCUGUCCAGAGCGCCACAGCUCAGCGGCUACAGGGAGCUGCUGCUAAAGGAACCUCAUAUACAGAGCAUGCUCAGUCUGCGCUCCUGUGUCCAGGACCCCAUCGCUGCCUUCCGCAGGGGAGUCCUGGAGCCCAUCGUAAACCUGCGGAAGGAAAGGAAGAUCCCGGAAGAAGACUUUAUCCUCCUGGUUGAUGGUCUGAACGAGGCAGAGUUCCACAAGCCGGACUACGGAGACACCGUCGCCUCCUUCAUCACCAAGAUCGUCUCCAAGUUCCCCUCCUGGCUCAAACUGUUGGUCACUGUCAGGACCUGUCUGCUGGAGAUCACCACCCUCCUACCCUUCUCCAGACUCUCACUGGACGACUUCCCAGAGAGCAGCGAGAUCGGCGGGGACCUUAGCGACUACAUCCAACACCGGGUCAUCGUCAGCCCCGAGAUUGCCGCCAACGUCACCACGCCCAACGGCACCGUCCCCGACCCCCUCCUCCUCAGCAAGUUCAACACCCACCUGGCCUCUCGCAGCCAGGGCUCCUUCCUCUACCUAAAACUGACCCUGGACCUGUUCCAGAGGGCCCACCUGGUUCUCAAGGGAGGCAACUACAUGGUAGUGCCCGUCUCUCUGGCUGAGGUGUACCUGCUGCAGUGCCGUGCGGGGUUCAAAGGGGAUGAAACCUUUGAGCGGGUGCUGCCCGUACUCAACGUGGUGCUGGCCUCGUUACACCCGCUGACGGACGAGCAGCUGUUCCGGGCGCUGAACGCCGGGGGUGUGAGAGGAGAGAUGUCCUGGGAGGACUUCCAACAACGCCUGGAGACCCUGGCCUGCGUCCUGGUGAGACGCAGGGACGGCACCCGCAUGCUCUUCCACCCCUCCUUUAGAGAGUGGCUAGUGUGGAGGGCGGACGGAGAGAGCACCGACUUCCUCUGUGACCCCAGGAGUGGCCAUGCUCUGUUGGCCUUCAUGUUCUCCAGACAGGAGGGCAAGCUGAACAGGCAGCAGACCAUGGAGCUGGGACAUCAUAUCCUGAAAGCACACAUCUUCAAGGGUCAGAGUAAGAGGACAGGUGUGUCCUCCAGUGUUCUGCAGGCUCUGUGGGUGAGCUGUAGCACCGACAGCCUCUCUGCCGCCCUGGCCUCCCUCAGAAAUCUCUACACACCCAACGUCAAGGUGAGUCGUCUGCUGAUGCUGGGCGGGGCGAGUGUGAGCGGGCGUUCAGAGGUGCUUGGUCGUUCCCCUGUGCUGGGUGUGCACGCCCACCUGGGUCACCUUGAAAUGGUGUCCCUGCUGCUGGAGCUGGGGGCGCCCGUAGACGGAGCCUCGGACAGCGGCAUGACCCCCCUCUGUCUGGCCGCCGCAGCAGGACACACAGGACUGGUCAGCCUGCUCUGUAAGAAGGGAGCCAAGGUGGGCCAUGUUGAUAAGAGUGGUCAGUGUGCCCUGAUCCAUGCUGGGCUGAGGGGCCACCCAGACAUCAUCCACUACCUGCUGAACCAGGACUGGGGCCCCACAGAGGCCCCGGAGGGCCAACAGCAGCAUGGUGUGAAGAGCAGUGUGAAGGGCCAGGCCUUACAACAGGCCCUGACGGCCGCCUGCAGCAUGGGACACACUCACGUUGUGAAGAGCUUACUGGAGCUGAAAGAUGAAGAUUUGGCUGUGCAGAUAGACGCUCCCGACACGCUCUGGGGAGAGACGGCUCUGAGUGCGGCUGCAGGCCGGGGCAGGACAGAGACGUGUGUUUUCCUGCUGGAGAGGGGUGCAGGGGCGGAGCAGCCCAACCGGAGGGGGGUGGUCCCUCUCUUCAGCUGCAUCAGGCAUGGACACCCCCAGGUAGCAGAGCUGUUUCUGCAGCGCGGUGUGGACAUUAACACCAUCGAUAAGCAGGGCCGCAGUUUGCUGAUGGUGGCAGCCAGCGAGGGCCACCUCAGCACUGUGGACUUCCUGCUGACAAAGGGCGCGUCUUUAGCCUCCGUGGACAAGGAGGGCCAGACAGCACUGAGCUGGGCGUGUCUGAAGGGUCAGAAGGGCGUGGUGCAGCGCCUGGUAGAGAAGGGGGCAGAGAUAGACCACCCUGACAGGAACGGACGUACCCCUCUCGACCUGGCAGCUUUCAACGGUGAUGCAGAGACGGUUCAGUACCUGGUGGAGAAGGGUGCGGUGGUGGAGCAUGUGGACCACAGUGGGGUGAGGCCUCUGGAGAGGGCUGUGGGCUGUAGGAACACUGCUGUAGUGGUCACCCUACUGAAGAAAGGGGCCAAGCUGGGCUACAGAACAUCCCCUUAUGAUCGAUCAGGUCAUGCUACGUGGGCGAUGGCCACAUCCAAACCAGACGUCCUCCUCAUCCUCCUACAGAAACUCAUGGAGGAGGGCAACCUGCUGUAUAAGAAGGGGAGGAUGAAGGAGGCAGCCCAGAGGUAUCAGUACGCCCUGAGGAAGUUCCCCCGAGACGGCUUCGGAGACGACCUGAAGGGCCUGAAAGAGCUCCGUGUCUCAUUGUACCUCAAUAUGUCACGCUGCCGCAGGAAAACCAAUGAUUUUGGUAUAGCAGAGGAGUUUGCCACCAAAGCCCUGGAACUGAAACCCAAGUCUUAUGAGGCGUUCUACACCAGAGCACGAGCCAAGAGGAGCAGCAGGCAGUAUGCGGCGGCGCUAGCUGACCUCAGCGAGGCGUCUCGGCUCUGCCCCACCAACCGGGAGAUCCGCCGUCUGCUGACGCGUGUGGAGGACGAGUGUCAACAACAACAACAGCAGCAGUCCCCCAACACACCACAGGGCCAACAAGCAGCACACAGCCAGACUCCCGACGACCUCACAGAGAGGAGCCAGGACACAGAGAGGAGCUGUGAUACACAGAGCCCGGAUGAACUAGAUGAUGAUUAUGAAGAGAUAGGGGGAGAGGAAGAGCCCUCACAGAACCCUUAUGGACCAAACAGGCCCAAGAACCCCUAUGGACCCGACAGGGCUCUCCCACAAGUACCAGGCGCAGCUCCCCUGGACCCCAGGCCUGGUUCCCCUCUGGAUGGGUCCACACAGACCAACCUGUCUCUGGACAAGCAGGGCCCUGUCCUACAGGGUCCUAGACAGAACCAAAGCAUGAAGACCAAGCAGCAGCACUGUAACUCCCUGCAGGUAGGGGGCAGACCAGGUGGCAGGCCUAUGUCACUGUGUGGCCCCUCCAGCCCCCUGCCAGGCAGACACAUCUCCACCUCCCUGAGACCCAGCCCUGGCCUGGGCAUCGACAUCAGCCCUCUGCCCUCUUCCACAGACCACCAACCGGGGCUCACCCCUGCCAACCACCACCACUCCUCAUCAGUCCAGCCCUUCCAGGGCCACUCCUCCAGCCUGGCUAGGGGAACAGACAGGCUCUCAGCCCACCACGGCACCAGGCUGGACGGACAGGCUGGGUCCCUCACCCCUGGGUUUGGUAAGGAGGUAAGGAGGGAGGGUUCUGGGGGGUCGGCUGGCCCCGGUCUGCGUUCUGGUGGUCAGACGGGCAGUAUGAAGGCCUCCAGCUCUAGCAGUAGCUUAGCCUCCAGCGGGACCCUGUCAGACAGCGGCAGGACCCAGGCGCCUCAGGGGCCCGACGUGCCUCGCCCCAAACCGGCUAAACCAGAGCUCAAGCCUCGGCCCUUCAUGGGGGUGAAAGACAAGGCAGUGCGUGUCCAGGGGCAGCCCCCACCUGGACUGUGCUGGCAAGGUCAGCCUCACUCCCAGCCACUCUCCCCUGAAGGUCUAGAGAACCAGAGACACAGCAUGGCCCCUAUGGACAACAUCCAGGGAUUGAACAAUGAGUUCAAGCAGAGGUCCUCUUACGCGGAGCCACUGCAGAGCCAGGCUCCCCUCCAGGUGCUCAACGGGGCCCAGGCUCAGGCCCAACACCUGGCCCAACAGGCUCAGGCCAAGGCCCUGGCCAGGGAGUUUGGAGACAGGUUCUACCACAGGGAGCCAAGACCAGGUCCAGCUGCAGGCCUACAUCACUCCUCCCAGUUCCCAGACGGGAACCACCGGCAGGCAGGGCUCACCAGAGAUAACCCAGCCAUCCUACCCAUCAAACCUAAACGCUCCUUUAUAGAAUCCAACGUCUGAACUGACCCUACAUUCAGUCAAGCACAAACACAGGUGCAGACACCAUAACAAGUGUCUCUGUAUUCCAGAGAAACGGUGGCAAGGGAAGGGUUUCAAAGUUUAUUUCUUAAUCUGACUCUUGUAAAGUGACAGUGUAUGUGAUGCACUGCGUUUAGACUUAAGCAGCAUUUGAGGCUUUUGUGCUUUUUGCGUAAGCAUGCCUAGAGCAACGCCAGUAAGCCAACAACACAGUGCACAUAAUCAGACCUGGGAAGCAUCAUAUCGUACCAGCCCAAUAGCUGAACAGUAGCACAGCAUCCUACUAUGGGCCAUUAUAACAAUGUAACUAUGAUGUAGUUUGUAAAGAACAACACUAAAGGGUUUCGAUACUAAUGGACGAGAAGCCAUUUGAGUAAACGAUUGGCUAAUGAUCGGCACGCAUAUUCAAUAGGGAUGUUUAUACAUUAGAUUUGUAUGUGUUCUAUUUAUAGAUUAUAUAAGUGGCGACAGCCUUUGUCAGUAUAACGGAGCCCUCAAUGCAAAGUGUUUCACAAUGCAUGGAGGGUUCUUAUCCUUUGUACAUUUUAUAAAUAAUCAUAUUUAAGUGUACAUAUAAUCCUACGGACAUUGUUGUAACUGCUUGUUGUUGCGGUCUAUGUUCAUUUAUUUACUGUGCCGAGGGCUUGGUCAGCUGUAAGAGCAAUAUAUUUGAUAUAGUUAUUUUUGCACAGCUAGAGAAAUAAUUGAAAAGUUGAUGGAUUUAUUUAGUUUGUGUGCGCCCAACAUUAACAGUUUACAGUAAGGUACAGAAUAGCUUGUAAGGGUAUUAUUGGUGAGACGAUACAGAUAUUCUACAUGAACACUGUUGCCAUCUUCGUGAGCUAUGCGACACAUUAUACAGACUAUGCUCAAGCACUACUACCAUAAUCAUGGGAAAAUAAAAUCUCUUUGGAA
Messenger RNA from Salmo salar (Atlantic salmon), 6845 nucleotides. The record is from RefSeq and is a predicted model, not a curated record. Lineage: Eukaryota; Metazoa; Chordata; Actinopteri; Salmoniformes; Salmonidae.